GCGGAAUUCGAGAAAACUAGCAGCUGUCAUAUGAUGUUAUUCGUCGUCUCCGACAUCGUGCAGGUUAUGCAUGCGUGACUCGACUUUUUCGGUUUUUUUCUUUUCUUUUUGGCUGUUUGUGUAUAUCAACAGCCGUAGUCUCCAUGGAAACACUCCACGAGUACCACCAGUUAAGGUUUAUAGAACGAGCCGAAUACCCCUCCUUCCCUAGCCUCGUCCGACGAUUCCCGCGGUCUUUUUCCAUAGCACGACGACGUCGACUGUGGCCAGUUCCUUUCUCCUCCACCAUUUUUCCAUCCCUCCUCUUAAGCACAACCCCUCUUACCUAUGGAUGUACGUAUAUGGAGAAGGAGAGGGAGGGGUGAAGUGAAAAGCUAAAAGUUCAGGUGUCGUCUUAGCCAUGUUGUCUGUCUCUACACGGACGAAGACGAGUUAAGACAAGGCGUUCGACGUGAAGCUCGUUCAGCUGCUGGAUUACGAGCAGACACACACAGGGUGACAGGAGAACUAUAGAUAAGUCUAACAGCAACUGCUUGCUUUUGUCGACAACGAAACGUAAAUCCAUUGUCAUGGUCGGAUUUGACAGCUGUUUGGUUACCAUCGGAUUCAUGGCCUUUUUCAUGGUCUCGCCGUCUGCUGCCGCUUACGGUUCAAGAAACAACAUCAUCGAUGCGGAAUUGAUUAAAGAAGUAGAGCUACAUCAGUAUCAGCCGCCUCCGUCAGGUGCAGCAGCACAGCUUAAUGAUGUUUUGGCGUGCCAGUCGGAUCCCUGCUUUCACGGCCUUUGCAUUGACCACAUAAACAAUUCGAGUUAUUCGUGUUUCUGCGAGGACGGGUAUACCGGCUAUCAAUGUCAAACAGAUUGGAAUGAAUGCUGGAAUGGUCCGUGCAAAAACGGAGGCACCUGCGUCGACGGUAUUGGAAGAUAUCAUUGCCUUUGUCUCCCAGGUUACACCGGCGACGAUUGUCAAGUCGAUAUCGACGAAUGCCAAUCGGAUCCAUGUCAGAACGGAGCCACUUGUCAGGACGGCACCAACGGAUACCGUUGUCGCUGUUUGCCCGGCUACGAAGGCGCAUUUUGCCAAAUAGAUGUGGCCGUUUGUCGUCAUCAACAUAGUAAUGCGAGCAGUCGUGAUCUCUUCCUACCGCCCACCUGCCGUCAUGGUGCCCGUUGCGUGGAAGGCCCCGGCUUGGCCUAUUACUGUCUCUGUCCGGAAGGUUGGACGGGCAAGCAUUGCGAGACGGACGUGGAUGAAUGUUGCAGUAAUCCGUGCAAGAACGGAGGUCUUUGCAUCGAUUUAAUUGGAAGUUACCAAUGCGCAUGUCCCCACGGUUUUAGCGGCCGUAAUUGCGAGACGGCACUGGAGCGAUGCGACGAUAAGCAUUGCAGCUACCAGGGCAUCUGUUGGCUGGAUGACGACGACGGCCAAACUUCCUGCUACUGCCGUCCCGAUUUCCACGGAGUCCAUUGCGAGAACCAAUAUAACGAGUGCCUUCUGCCAGGGACCAAAUGUCUCAACGGUGGCCAAUGUAUCGACCAGGUGGACGGCUAUUCCUGCUCCUGCCCACCACUUUGGACUGGACCACGCUGCCAAUCGUCCAAUAAUCAAAUAGGAAACGAACAACACGAAGAACAAGAAACGGCAAUGUCGACUGUCUCGACCAUGACGUCGAUAACAGUUGUUACCCCGCAACGAUCGACGGUGACAGCGAUGACGCCCCUCCAAGAUCCUAUUACGACUCUGCCGAGUUUACUCUCGACGCUGGAGCUGGAAUCGGAUCCAACGACACCGGAAUGGACCACGUGGAUUUCCACGAUUACAACUAAUCUUUCGCGAGAUAUUGAAAACACCAUCUGGACGACUAUGGGCGUGUCGGAAGAGACUACAACCAUGUCCAUUAACGGAUCGAUGGUUCAAGACUUGCCGACAACAAUAUCCGAUGAAACGUCGACCAUCACGUCCACCGAUGCGUUGGACACCACUACGGCAGUGGCGGACACUAUGACGCCAAUGACGCAUCAAACGGCCACCCAGUUCAAAACCACCGUUCAGUCUUCUAUCGGGACGACAUUCGUUCCAUUCCUUCCGGAAUCCACAAUAAAGCCGGAGACUAGCGAGGGCGAACGCGAGUCGAAGAGCAGCACAACAGUCACUCGUCCCAUGUCUUCUUCUUCGACAGCAUCGACCACCGUCAUCUCUCAUUCCACUCGAUUGGGUCACGGGAUUUCUUCCACCGCCACAACAAUUGCCGCUAAUACUUUAUUCACGCUGCACAACGACAGGCACACGGAAGAUGUGACAGCUGGUGGCACAACAACGAUCCAUCUGCCUACAAACGGACGACCUCCCGAAGUUGAUCACGUCCCUGCCGCUACGGAACACGAAACGGACAUGACUACAAAUGGCCAUUUCGAAUUAGAUAAUCGUCCGUUGCUCCAUCCGGAUGACAACACUACGGAAUCGUCUUUGCCGACAGAUCUAUCGUUGACACUGACGACCGUCUCCCGUGAACUUGUUGACGUAAGCAAUCAAACAACGACGACAACGACGACGACGACGAUGGUGAAAGUACUGGCGGUUGAACCUCCGCUGAUGGACCCGAGUUUAUUGCCGGGCGAAAUCCCAGCCAAUUCGUGCGACAGCAAUAUUUGCAUGAACGGAGGAACGUGCGUCAUGACCGCCGAAGGAUGGCAGUGCCGUUGCUCGUGGAGGAACGAAGGCCGUCGUUGCGAAACGGACAGGAAAUUGAAAGUACCGCAAUUUCACGGCAAUUCUUACCUAAGUUAUGCGGUAGCAGAUCGCACGCAAGCCGAUGAUCAAAACCAGCAGCAAGUAUUGGAAGCUCGACUCGAGUUCAGCACGAUGGCACCUUUGGGUUUGAUCGCCUACAUCCACAGCAUCGACGCCCACGUCUACCUGGCCGUUUACGUCGAGAGAGGCGCCCUCAAAUUCCGUUUGUCUUGCGGCCGUCAGCAAAUGACGCUGGUCGAAACCAAAUACAACGUCAGUGACGGAGAUAUACACGCCAUUUUUAUGAGAUUUCUCAAAGUGGAAGACCGAAAUUCGUCCAGCAGCUUUUGCAUGGGCUCUGUUAAACUGAAUAAUUCCUACUCGAUGAACGGGGAGCAGAGAUUGGCCGAUGACGAACAUUUCACUUGGCCGGGCAGACUUCACAUUGGCGGGCGGCCGUAUGGAGUGCCAACACCAGCCGAGCUCGUCUUCUUGCCCGGCAUUGUCGGAUGUGCCUAUAAUCUAGAGAUUGACGGCCAACGGCUGGAUAUGAUCGCAGACGCUGUCCAAGGCAAAGCCCUGGACGAGUGUCCCGAUCGUCGGGCCAAUUGCGGUGGAUUGCGAUGCCUAAACGGCGGAAUAUGCCGCGCAAAUUUCGACAGCAAUGCCCAACAAAAUGGCGAUCAGCAAUUCGACGAAAGAGGUGGCGGUUGCAUCUGCCCGAUGGGUUGGGUGGGCGAUCAGUGCAAGAUCCGCCAGUGCCCUUGCAAUCCGUGCCAAGUCAACAGCACCUGUUUAAUGAGCUCCAACGAUCAAAUGAUUUGCGUUUGCAGUUACGGCCGUAUCGGGUCUCUCUGUGAAAUAGCGGUGAACGUGACCCGUCCUCAAUUCGAUGGCACGUUCAUGGGCCACUCGUCUUACCUGAGUCUGACUCCGCCGCCAUUCAUCCGCGAACACUUUGAGAUGAAAUUCAGUUUCGUCACGGACGAUGCCCGUCAAGUGGCUCUACUCCUUUUCAUCGGCCAACCAAUCAAUGCUGAUCAAGUCACGCUAGCGGGAAUCGAAGAGAAAAAGGACUUUCUGGCCGUUAGUUUCAUUCGCGGUCACGUGGCACUGACUUGGGACUUGGGUUCGGGAGCCAGACGGAUCUUUACGGCUCGGCCAGUCUCCGUCUCCACAAUGGGCGGCCAUUCGGUCCAUGUCGGAAUGCGAGGCCGCGUCGCGUGGCUUCAGGUCAACAAUCAGCCAACGGUGACGGGCAGAUCGCCCGGACUCAUGUCCGUCCUCAACGCUCAUCCCAGCCUAUUUCUGGGCGGCCACUCUUCGUUCAACCAUUCACGAUUACCGUCCGACCUACCGUUGCACUCCGGCUUCCGUGGAUGCAUCUACGACUUGGUGUUCCGCUCGCGUGAAUUCGCCGACCGCGAUCAAGAAUUCGACCACCAUAACACGAUCAACCACUGGCUACCGGUGGUUCAAUCGGGCCGGGGCGUCCGUCAGUGCUCCAUUCCGUCGUGUCGACUGCGCAUGUCCAAGAACAGCGGCGAAAACAUGACGUCUUUGGGCAGUAACGAUGUGGAGGAACCUUUCGAAGACGUUUGUUGAUGACUGAAAAAUGGAUGAAAAUACACAUGGAAUAUGGA
Daphnia magna is the source of this 4375-nucleotide messenger RNA. RefSeq names its product protein eyes shut (gene eys). The record is from RefSeq and is a predicted model, not a curated record. Gene Ontology annotation, biological process: Notch signaling pathway. The transcript has 10 exons. The coding region runs from base 570 to 4337 and encodes 1255 amino acids. Gene Ontology annotation, molecular function: calcium ion binding; Notch binding. Lineage: Eukaryota; Metazoa; Arthropoda; Branchiopoda; Diplostraca; Daphniidae.